UUUCCAGCGAGCAUUUUGCUACAAAUCAAGUAUCAACGAUCUGUAACAAACAGAGUAAUGGACUCAAUAACCAGAUUGACAGCUGACAAGCCAGUGGUAAUCUUCAGCAAAUCCUCUUGCUGCAUGUGCCACACCAUCAAAACACUGAUUCGCAGUUUUGGUGCAAACCCAACUGUCUAUGAGCUUGACGAGCUUCCAAAUGGGCACCAACUAGAAAGGGCACUGGUCGCGUCAGGCAGAAGACCAAGCGUGCCGGCUGUUUACAUAGGGGAAGAAUUGGUGGGCGGAGCAAAUGAGGUCAUGAGCCUCCAUGUCAAGGGAAAGCUAGUCCCAUUGCUGAAGCAGGCUAAAGCUAUAUGGGUAUGACGUUAAUUAACUGCAGCAAAGAAUGCUCUCGCCAACU
Messenger RNA from Coffea eugenioides, 403 nucleotides. RefSeq names its product monothiol glutaredoxin-S2-like. The transcript has a single exon. Bases 58 to 366 code for a protein of 102 amino acids. The record is from RefSeq and is a predicted model, not a curated record. NCBI's taxonomy places the organism in Eukaryota, Viridiplantae, Streptophyta, Magnoliopsida, Gentianales, Rubiaceae.